AUGAGACCAUCAUUUUUAAACUUAUUAGCUAUUGUAGAGUCCCAGAUUCUCCAACAAUAACAAAAAUAAAAAUCACUCAACUCAAUAAAUAUCAUCUAAAAGUUUACACAUUUUCUGGUACAACUUAAAAGUUUCUUCUUCUUUUUUUCCGUUUACUAGAAAUGGCUCUUCAAGCAACCUCUAUCCUUCCAUCCAGUCUUUCCAUCCACAAGGAGGGUAAAUCAAAUUUGUCAGGGAAGGAUUUCUAUGGAGUUUCUUUUGCUGAAUUCAGUCCUCUAGUCAUAAGAAACAAGAGAGAAUUGAAGAGCCAAAGGUUAUCUGUUGGACAAAUCAGAGCCCAGACAGCAGCAACAACUCCAGGGGUAAAUCAAUCUACACAAGGAAAGAAAACUCUUAGGAAAGGAAAUGUGAUAAUAACAGGAGCUUCAUCAGGACUAGGUUUAGCAACAGCUAAAGCCCUGGCUGAUACAGGAAAAUGGCACGUUAUUAUGGCUUGUAGAGAUUUCCUUAAGGCUCAAAGAGCAGCUAAAUCAGCUGGAAUUGACAAAGAGAAUUUCACUGUUAUGCACCUCGACCUCUCUUCUCUUGAUAGUGUCAGACAGUUUGUUGACAACUUCAAGCGGUCGGGUAAACCGCUUGAUGUGUUAGUAUGUAAUGCUGCUGUUUAUCAGCCAACAGCCAAGGAACCAUCAUUCACUGCUGACGGAUUUGAGCUCAGUGUUGGUACUAACCACUUGGGGCACUUUCUUCUUGCUCGGUUACUCCUCGAUGACUUGAAAACUUCUGAUUACCCAUCUAAGCGGCUCAUCAUCGUAGGUUCAAUAACAGGGAAUACAAACACAUUGGCUGGGAAUGUGCCUCCAAAGGCAAACCUUGGUGAUCUAAGAGGUAUGGCAGGAGGACUGAGUGGGACCAACAGUUCAGUGAUGAUCGAUGGAGGCGAAUUUGAUGGUGCUAAAGCCUACAAGGAUAGCAAAGUAUGCAACAUGCUCACCAUGCAGGAGUUUCACAGGCGUUAUCACGAGGAGACCGGGAUUACAUUUGCAUCACUUUACCCAGGUUGCAUUGCCACGACCGGUUUGUUUAGGGAGCAUAUUCCUUUGUUCAGGUUACUUUUCCCACCCUUCCAGAAGUACAUCACAAAGGGUUAUGUAUCUGAAGAAGAGUCUGGCAAAAGGCUUGCACAGGUGGUAGGAGAACCAAGCUUGACAAAAUCAGGUGUAUAUUGGAGCUGGAAUAAGACUUCAGCUAGUUUCGAGAAUCAGCUAUCUGAAGAAGCUAGUGAUGUUGAGAAGGCCCGAAAACUGUGGGAGGUCAGUGAAAAGCUAGUCGGCUUGGCCUAAAGGAAUCAUGUCAUUAACAUCAACGUCAGUCUUUGUAAUGGGCCAGGAAUCACAUCAUCGAUCUCUUCGUAAACGGGAAUAGGAAUAACACGGCCAAUUUGUGGGUUUUUUGUAUGCAAUUUUUCACAUGUAAACUAGAACAAAUUUGAGUUCGGUCAAGGCAAGAGAAGGAUAGUUGUGGCUUUCUAAAUCUAAUGCCGCCUUUCUCCCUUUAGAAUCUAAUACCUCCUCCUCUGUACUGCAGCAAUUUAACAUGUGACAUUAGUGUACAUCUGAUGAACAAUGCCAUCAAUGCUGAGCUGCUCAAAGCAAUGUCUGAAAAACAGGUUUGAACA
Molecule: messenger RNA, 1678 nt
Organism: Papaver somniferum (opium poppy)
Lineage: Eukaryota; Viridiplantae; Streptophyta; Magnoliopsida; Ranunculales; Papaveraceae
Product: protochlorophyllide reductase-like
Exons: 5
Coding region: 162-1343 (393 amino acids)
Molecular function (GO): protochlorophyllide reductase activity
Source: RefSeq, a predicted model, not a curated record